AUGUCUUCUGCAUUCAUCGUUCCAUACGACCUCAAGACACCCGUCCAGAUUGCGCCUGGAACUGAUGUUGCAGAGCUCUGGAACUCCACUCCUCAGGGAGACAAGCCAUCAAAAGUGGGGACGACGCGGACGUUCUACAAUACCCCACAGGGCAAGGUCACGACUGUCUCGUCUUUGGGCAGUGGCUUCGCGGAGAAGAGUGCUGACGCCAAGAGGGAAUUGGUCAGGAAGUCUGUUGGAAAUGCCGUGAAGGCGUUGAAGGAGUUGGAAGGCGUCAAGGAUGUCACCGUGGAUGAGUCUGCAGACCCUCACGCAGCUGCUGUCGCCGCACAUCUGGCUCUGUACAGCUUCACCCUGAAGACCUCUCCGCCAUCACGAUUCAACCCCAACCUCACACAACCCAUCCCUCCGAAGCUUAGCUUCGCGCCUCUUCAAACAUCCACGGAAUGGGAUCGAGGCGUUAUUUUUGCUCAGGCCCAGAACCUCGCUCGUACACUCACGGAACUCCCAGCUAACAUUCUUACGCCAACGGAGUUUACCAACCGGGCGAAGGAAAACUUUGCUGACAUUCCGAACGUCGAGAUCAUCAUCCGAGACGAAGCUUGGGCCGCUGAAAAAAACAUGAACGUUUUUCUUUCCGUGACACAAGGCACCUCAGAGCCUGCAAAAUUCCUCGAGAUUCACUACAAAGGCGCCCCAGACAAAAAUGCCCCACCACUGGCCUUUGUCGGAAAGGGUAUCACGUUUGAUUCGGGAGGCAUCAGCUUGAAGCCUGGAGCUGGUAUGAAACUUAUGCGUGGAGAUAUGGGAGGCGCGGCGGCCGUCGUCUCGGCCGCAUGGGCCAUCGCCAAAUUGCAGCUACCUGUCAACCUCGUCGUCACUACUCCUUUGACAGAGAACAUGCCCGGACCCAGCGCUACCAAGCCCGGUGAUAUCUUUUACGCCAUGAAUGGUAAAUCGGUAGAAGUGGAUAACACGGACGCCGAGGGGCGGUUGGUUCUUGCUGAUGCGAUCUACUACACGGCAACCGAGUAUAAACCUCAUACACUUAUUGAUGUGGCCACUCUCACGGGAGCCAUGGUCAUUGCUGUUGGCGAGGUGUACUCCGGCGUAUUCUCUACUUCAGAUGAACUCUGGAACGAGCUCCACGCUGCGGGUGAGGUCGAGUACGAUAGAUUCUGGCGCAUGCCGUUGGAUGAAGAUUUCGGCCCGCAGAUUUACUCCAGUAAUGCCGAUUUGCAAAAUACCGGAGGUAGACCCGCAGGCUCAUGCACAGCCGCGCUGUUCCUUAAAGCCUUCGCUGAGGGCGCCAGCCCCGAAGAAGGUAAAGAACCAGAGAUGAAAUGGGCGCACAUAGAUAUUGCUGGAUCCAUGGAGGCUACGAGGCCCACGCCGUACCAAGAAAAGGGUAUGACUGGUCGGCCUGUCAGGGCGUUGGUUGAGUAUGUAACGCGGCUUGCUGGGGCGAAGUAACAAUACAGAUUGGAACUAUGGAUAUUGUCACUCUGCGUGUACAUGCUGAGGUCGUUGACAGCGCAUGUGAAGUGGAGUUUCUGGGAGUGGUACUGUGAGGGUAGAAGAGAAGAAGUAGUUUGUGUGUGUUUCUUGUGACCCCAAUAACAGGGAAGUUGGCUGG
Laccaria bicolor S238N-H82 is the source of this 1636-nucleotide messenger RNA. RefSeq lists its product as uncharacterized. Gene Ontology annotation, cellular component: cytoplasm. The transcript has 15 exons. The coding region runs from base 1 to 1473 and encodes 490 amino acids. Gene Ontology annotation, biological process: proteolysis. The record is from RefSeq and is a predicted model, not a curated record. Gene Ontology annotation, molecular function: metalloaminopeptidase activity; manganese ion binding. NCBI's taxonomy places the organism in Eukaryota, Fungi, Basidiomycota, Agaricomycetes, Agaricales, Hydnangiaceae.